This is a messenger RNA of Diaporthe batatas, 429 nucleotides long. RefSeq lists its product as uncharacterized. The coding region runs from base 1 to 429 and encodes 142 amino acids. The transcript has 2 exons. The record is from RefSeq and is a predicted model, not a curated record. NCBI's taxonomy places the organism in Eukaryota, Fungi, Ascomycota, Sordariomycetes, Diaporthales, Diaporthaceae.
AUGGCCUCUCAAAAGGCCAAAGUCUUUUUUGCAAAGGUCUUGGAUAAGGCGGCCAAGCUCCUCAUGGAGGAGGCUGGGCUCCCCGCCAGGGCGGCGGUGGCAGAGGCGGACGGCAUGUGCUUCGAGGCGUUCGACAGAGCCCUCAACCUGGCCAUGGAGGAGUCAGAGAGAAAGGCAGUGCAGUGCGACUGGCUCGUCGUCAUCGCUGGGCGCUUCUUGUGGGUCGUGGCUUGCGAGCAUUGCGGGUAUUCUCUGGAGACCAUGCCACCAAUCGGCGACCUCGUUGUCCCGGCCCGCCCGAUGAAGGGUGAUGAUGCGACCGCAUCACCGGAUCACCUCAGGCGCAUCAAGCACGCCCUGGAGACGUUUGUCGCGCAAGGGGAGGCCCUAAAGCAACGGCAGAAGGAAAUCAUGGAGAAAUUGCCUUAG